AUGUCUUCGAAAGCUAUCCGUGAAUACGACGCGAAGCUCUUGCUCGCGUACUGGCUCGAGCGCGCACCCUCCGUCGACCCCUCCGCUAAGCUCGCGACCAAGUUCGUCUUUCCGUCGCCCAAGGUCGCCCAGGUCUCAUGGGACCCAGAGACAAACUCGAUCACGCCCGACACGCAGCUUCCCAGCUGGGUCUUCACCACCAAGCUCGUCGUGAAGCCUGACCAGCUCAUCAAGCGCAGAGGAAAGGCGGGACUCCUUGCGCUUAACAAGACAUGGGAUGAGGCGAAAGAAUGGAUCCAGGCGAGAGCUGGAAAGCCGCAAAAGGUCGAAUCUAUUACAGGCACGCUCAACAACUUCAUCGUCGAGCCAUUCCUCCCCCAUCCAUCCAACACAGAGUACUAUGUCUGCAUCACGUCUGCUCGUGAGGGCGACGCGAUUCUUUUCACUCAUGAGGGCGGUGUCGACAUCGGUGAUGUCGACGCCAAGGCUCUCACCCUCCAGCUGCCCGUGGACGCACCAUUCCCCUCUAGACAAACCAUCGCAGACACGCUCCUCAAGCAUGUACCUGAGGCAAAGAAGGAGACCCUCGUCGACUUCCUCAUCCGUCUCUACUCCGUUUACGUUGACCUGCACUUUGCUUACCUUGAGAUCAACCCGCUCAUCUGCCUUGACGGCGUCAACGGCGGCGAGCCGACCAUCCACUACCUCGACAUGGCCGCAAAGCUCGACCAGACUGCCGAGUCAAUCUGCGGGCCCAAGUGGGCGAUUGCUCGCGAUCUCUCUGUAUAUGAAUCUGGUUCGCAGGCAGUCACGUCAAAGGGCAAAGCUAUCUCUGCUGACCGGGGACCACCAAUGGUUUGGCCCGCUCCUUUUGGCCGUGACCUGACCAAAGAGGAAGCAUAUAUCCAGAAGCUCGACGCUUCGACCGGUGCUUCCCUCAAGCUCACCGUCCUCAAUCCGGAGGGCCGCAUCUGGACGAUGGUCGCUGGCGGUGGUGCAUCCGUCGUGUAUGCCGAUGCUAUCGCCGCCCACGGCUUUGCACACGAGCUCGCGAAUUAUGGCGAAUACUCCGGCGCGCCGACUGAGGGUCAGACGUAUGAAUACGCGAAGACGAUCAUCGACCUCAUCACCCGCGGCAAGCCACGUCCUGACGGCAAGAUCCUCAUCAUUGGCGGUGGUAUCGCGAACUUCACGAACGUCGCCGCGACCUUCAAGGGUAUCAUCCGCGCGCUGAAGGAGUACAAGGCGCCACUCAUUGCACACAAUGUCAAGAUCUACGUCCGCCGCGGGGGUCCGAAUUACCAGGAGGGUCUCAAGGCAAUGCGUCUCCUGGGCGAGUCGCUUGGUGUCCCCAUCAAGGUGUAUGGUCCUGACACGCACAUCACGGCGAUUGUCCCACUCGCGCUUGGCAUUAAGACGAAACCCAAGAACCCCCUCCACUCCGUUGCUCCCACGCCCAUCGCCCCUCCCUCGCCGAAGGCUGAGGCUACGAUUGGUCCUGAGGCAACAGUUGGCAGCAUUGGGCCUGGUGGUGAGCGCACACAGCCUAACGACCAGAUCGUCCGUUUCGACAAGGUCGAGACGAGGACGGGACGUCCACCAUACCGGCCGUUCGAUGAGCAUACACGCGCAUUCGUCUACGGUCUCCAGCCCCGCGCGAUCCAGGGCAUGCUCGACUUCGACUACUCAUGUGGUCGGGAGACGCCUUCCGUCGCCGCGAUGAUCUACCCAUUCGGUGGACACCACAUUCAGAAAUUCUACUGGGGCACGAGGGAGACGCUCCUCCCGGUUUACACGAGUGUUGAGGAGGCAGUGAAGAAGCACCCCGAUGCGGACGUCGUCGUCAACUUUGCAAGCUCGCGCAGCGUGUACUCGAGCACGCUCGAUAUCUUCAACUACCCGCAGAUCAAGAGCAUCGCACUGAUUGCAGAGGGUGUGCCCGAGAGGCAUGCGCGCGAAAUUCUGCACCUUGCGAAGAAGAAGGGCGUCCUGAUCAUCGGCCCUGCGACCGUUGGUGGGAUCAAGCCCGGCUGCUUCAGGAUCGGUAACUCUGGAGGUAUGAUGGACAACAUCAUUGCGUCCAAGCUCUACCGCCCAGGCUCCGUCGGUUACGUCUCCAAGUCAGGUGGUAUGUCGAACGAGUUGAACAACAUAUUGUCGCUUGUCACGAACGGCACGUACGAGGGUAUCGCCAUCGGUGGUGACCGCUACCCCGGCUCGACCUUCAUUGACCACCUCUUGCGCUACGAGCAGGACCCUGACUGCAAGAUGCUCGUCCUCCUCGGUGAGGUCGGCGGUAUCGAGGAAUACCGCGUCAUCGACGCAGUGAAGAAGGGCAUCAUUCGCAAGCCGAUCGUUGCAUGGGCGAUUGGAACCUGCGCGAAGAUGUUCACGACCGAGGUGCAGUUCGGGCACGCGGGCUCGAUGGCGAACUCGGCCUUGGAGACGGCGGACGCGAAGAAUGCAGCGAUGCGCGCGGCGGGCUUCAUCGUCCCGGACACGUUCGAGGACCUGCCGACGGUGCUCAAGGAGACGUACGAGCGGCUUGUCGCGAACGGCACUAUCGUGCCCAAGCCUGAGCGCGAGCCGCCGGUCAUUCCGAUGGACUACAAGUGGGCGCAGGAGCUCGGGCUCAUUCGCAAGCCCGCGGCGUUCAUCUCGACGAUUUCGGACGAGCGCGGCCAGGAGCUGCUGUAUGCAGGGAUGCGCAUCUCGGAUGUGUUCAAGGAGGACAUUGGCCUUGGUGGUGUCGUCAGUCUGCUGUGGUUCAAACGCCGUCUGCCGCCGUGGGCGACCAAGUUCAUCGAGAUGGUUCUCAUGUUGACUGCAGACCACGGCCCUGCCGUCUCUGGUGCCAUGAACACUAUCGUGGCGACGCGCGCGGGCAAGGACCUCAUCUCGUCGCUGGCAUCCGGUCUGCUCACCAUCGGAAGCCGAUUCGGUGGUGCGCUCGACGAGGCUGCGACGAUGUUCUCGAAUGCACGAGAUACCGGAUUGACUCCGCGCGAGUUUGUCGACCAGUGCCGGAAGCAGAACAAACUUAUCAGUGGUAUCGGCCACAAAAUUAAGAGUGUCAACAAUCCUGACCUGCGUGUCGAGAUUGUGAAAGAGUACGUACGCAAGAACUUCCCAAGCCACAGUCUGCUCGACUACGCGCUCGCUGUCGAGAAGGUCACGACGUCCAAGAAGGACACGCUCAUCCUCAACGUUGACGGCUGCAUCGCCGUCUGCUUUGUCGACCUGCUCCGAGACAGCGGCGCCUUCACACCAGAGGAGGCGGACGAGUACAUCAAGAUCGGCACGCUCAAUGGCCUAUUUGUCCUCGGUCGUAGCAUCGGCUUCAUCGGUCACCACCUCGACCAGAAGCGUCUCCGUGCCCCUCUAUACCGUCACCCUGCAGACGACAUCUUCAUCAACAUGGCGGAUCUGUCGCAGCCGCGGGUGCUGGGCAAGAUGCAGUGA
Messenger RNA from Laetiporus sulphureus 93-53, 3462 nucleotides. RefSeq names its product ATP-citrate synthase. Gene Ontology annotation, cellular component: cytosol. The record is from RefSeq and is a predicted model, not a curated record. Bases 1 to 3462 code for a protein of 1153 amino acids. The transcript is spliced from 8 exons. Lineage: Eukaryota; Fungi; Basidiomycota; Agaricomycetes; Polyporales; Laetiporaceae. Gene Ontology annotation, molecular function: ATP citrate synthase activity. Gene Ontology annotation, biological process: tricarboxylic acid cycle; fatty acid biosynthetic process; citrate metabolic process.